Symbiodinium sp. CCMP2456 is the source of this 837-nucleotide messenger RNA. The record is from the annotation of a GenBank genome assembly. NCBI's taxonomy places the organism in Eukaryota, Dinophyceae, Suessiales, Symbiodiniaceae.
AUGGAUGAUUUCUCCGAGGAAAUCUUUCAGGAGCUGGGUCUCGAUGAUGAUUGGGACGUGCAACAGCUUUUAGUCGGAACGAUACACGUUGUCAGUAUCAUCGUGAUUUGCCGAUUAUGUUGUUGUUCCAAGUCUGUGCCCACGGUUCCUUCGGCAGACCAGCAGCAGAUAGAGGCAGCGUCGACUUCCAUGCAGAAGCAGAAGCGGCUCUUGACAAGCUACCUGCUGUGGCUGAAUCCGUUCUUCCCCGCACACCACCUGUAUCUGGAUCGGCUGGCACAUGCGAUGGUGGCGUUCUGGACCUUGAACUUCGUUGGAGUCGGCUGGGUCUUGGACGGCUUCUUGAUGCGCUUCUAUGUUCGUGGCUUCAACAGCCAGCGGUGCGCCCCUGAUGCGCCUUAUGAUGACAGCCGAAAGAAGCUGCUUUGCCGGCUGCCUCUGUGCUUCGUGGGCCUAUUGCUCCUUGGGCUCGGUGCUGUGGUCUACAUCCCCACCGUUUUGCAUCACCUACAGGUUGUUGACAUCGACCGCAUUGCAGCGCAGACGCAGGUCAACCCCUACGAGCUCCUGGAAAUCUCGAAAUCUGCAUCCUUGCAGGAGGCAAAGGCAGCAUACCGAAGCAAAAGCUUGCAGUGGCAUCCAGACCGGAAUCCCGGGUGCGGCAAAGAGUGCGACGACAAGAUGUCCGAGAUAACCAAAGCCUACGAUCUGAUCAAGAAGCGUCGUGCGCCAGCACCUCCUGAUCGCACAUGGGAGGGUUGGUUCCAGGACCUCGCGCAAGAUUGGAAGCACAUCUUCGAGGUUCUCGGGCAGGACAAGGCCAAGAAAGAGGAAUGA